Messenger RNA from Lactuca saligna, 768 nucleotides. Lineage: Eukaryota; Viridiplantae; Streptophyta; Magnoliopsida; Asterales; Asteraceae. The record is from the annotation of a GenBank genome assembly.
AUGGAAGCUACAUCUUCCAAAAGACCAAGACAAACCAAAUCAUCCGCCCGCCGUCGGAAGCCUAGAUCUCCAUCACCUCCAUCCAGAUCUCCCUCACCUCCAUCUAGGUCCCCAACACCCCCAGCCGACCCGUCUCAUUUUGGUGUCGUAUGUCUUGGCCCAGUUCAACAGGGCAAACUUGAGUCAUUCCUUAAACGAGGUCAUGCCAUCCAAAAAUUCGCGCAUGUUCCAACUUUGAAAGAGUUGCAUGUUUACAAUCAAGUCAAAACCCUGUUUCGCAACAUAGGGUGGCACGGCUUGUUGAGGGUCCAUGAAUUGAGCUAUAAAGUCCCAACUGCUGAGUUUCUAUCCUCAGUUUAUUUAGAUCAUGGGAUCCUCUACUUCCGUCUAAUGAAUCAAGACUAUGAGAUCUCCUUGGAUCAAAUCAAUGCCAUUCUCACCCAAUUACAUCCAUAUGUCUCUAGCGCUGCUAAAGCCUCAUCACUUAUCCAUCCUGUGAUUAAGGUAGCUCACAGAAUCAUUGCUUCGCUCGUCGCCCCUAGAGAGGAGCGAAGCACCAUUAGCGCGCUGGAACUUAAAAUCCUUUAUGCAAUGACCCAUCCCGAGAAUAACCUCAUUCCUCAUUAUGGUCGGUUUCUGUGCCACAAGCUCAUCCGCCUUAGCGCAUCCCGAUCAGGAAAGAUUGUUUGUGAGGGUAUUGUCAGCAUGCUCGCCAAGAGCGCCCACAUCCGAGCCCCAUACCCGGUCCCCACCAGCCACUGCCGGUGA